ACCCUGUAUUGUACUAUAUAAGAAAGCAAACCGGCUUGCUCAUCCCCGUCGUCUUCUUGGAGUUAUAGUCCUGCCGGCCUGAGAGGAUCAGCAAGCUAGCCAGGGGCCAGCAGGAAGAAACAGCGCAUAAAUCCAUCCCCUCCUCUUGCAUGCCAGCUACCAUUCGAUAACAAACCUCAGAGCGACAGAGCCCCGGGAUCUCAUCUCUCUCUUUGCACUGGGAGCGCCAUGGCUAAGCAGAAGAACGCGCACGUCCCGAAGUUCGGCAACUGGGACAACGACGGCAACGUGCCGUACACGCUCUACUUCGACAACGCGCGCAAGGGCAAGGGCGCCGGCGGCAAGAUGAUCAACCCCAACGACCCCGCCGAGAACCCGGAGGCCUUCUCCAGUGCCGCGCCGUCGCCGAACCGCUCCGAGGGGAGGUCAGCAGCUCCUCCUCCGCGCCACGAGCGCCGGCCCAGCGACGCGCCGCCGCUGUCCCCCAACCCGUACGCUGGGUCGCCGUACCACCGCCACGGCGGCGGCGAGACGCCGAGAAGAGGUGGUGGUGGUGGUGGACGGACAGGCGGCGGCUACAGCGUGGAGCAAUCGCCGGUGCACCCGUACAGCCACUCGAGCAAGGCCGACUACUCCGAGAGCGGCGGCUACGGCCUCGUCGCCAACUCCGUCGAGCGGUCCCGCGCCAAGGGCGGCUCGCGCGGCAAUGAGACGCCAACGAGGGGAUCGGCGGUGCCGAAGUUCGGCGACUGGGACUCGAACCCGGCGUCGGCGGACGGCUACACGCACAUAUUCAACAAGGUAAGGGAGGAGAAGCAGAGCCAGGCGGGGAAGCCGGAGGCGUUCGGCAAGGACGCCGCGCGUGGCAACGGCGCCAAGCAGCACGACGACGGCUAUGUCUCCUCGAAGUUCUCCUGCUUUGGAUGGUGCAAAUAGAGAUGAAUUGAUGAUGGAUACAAAUCUAGUACCACAUUUGAGGUUGUAAAUUUGGAGAACAGAGGGGUUUGCGAUUCAGCUUGGACUGCGUCCCUAUUUCUGGGACAUUAUUUUGCCAUUGGGCACUCAACAAUCUUUUUUGUGAUAGCAUCUCCUCUUGAAGUGAUAUAUAGAUUAUAGAAUUCAUGAUUGAUGAACUCA
Molecule: messenger RNA, 1137 nt
Organism: Phragmites australis (common reed)
Lineage: Eukaryota; Viridiplantae; Streptophyta; Magnoliopsida; Poales; Poaceae
Product: RPM1-interacting protein 4-like
Exons: 4
Coding region: 229-936 (235 amino acids)
Source: RefSeq, a predicted model, not a curated record